AUGGCACCUCCUACACCUGCAUCUCACAGGCCUCGAAAGAAACGUCGAACUUUGUCCGGCGCUGGGCUGAAUACCGACCUGGUAGUGUCCAAGGGCCAGGAUAUCUAUGCACCCGCUUUCCCCCUAGUUUCUUUCUUUUGGCCUGCACGGUCUGGUGUAUCUCAAUGGCUUAUUCUCCCAGUCGUCUUGAUGAUUGUUGGCCUCUUUCGAUGGGGUACUUCUCUGUGGGGUCACUCGGGCUAUGGUGUACCUCCAAUGCACGGCGACUUUGAAGCGCAGAGGCACUGGAUGGAGCUUACAAUACACCUCCCCACUUCUUGGUGGUAUUUCUACGACCUACAGUACUGGGGGUUGGAUUAUCCCCCGUUGACAGCCUAUCAUAGCUGGCUGUUAGGGAAGAUAGGUCAACUUGUGGAUCCGGCAUGGUUUGCUUUGGAUCAAUCUCGAGGUCUGGAAGGGCCACUGUUGAGGGUUUACAUGCGAGCCACAGUUGUUGUUUCCGAAUAUCUGAUAUAUAUCCCAGCUGUUGUCAUCUUCCUACGGAGAUAUGCUCGUGAGCAAGGCGUUGGGCCAUGGCCGGGCUCUAUUGCUCUCUGCGCUGUGCUUAUGCAACCAUCUACAAUCCUUAUCGACCAUGGCCAUUUCCAAUACAACACCGUGAUGCUUGGCUUCAUAGUUGCCUCUCUUGAAAGCAUUUGUGUUUGCAUAUCUCUUGGCAUUUGCUUCUCUCCUCGGAUACGGCCCAAUAGGCUGCUCAGCAUUGCACUGAUUACCAUCGUUGCAUUUGCUAUCAACAAGGCAUCCUGGCUUUAUCAGGUGAUGGUACAGCUUACUCAGUCUAUCCACCGUAUAUUCCCUUUUGCGCGUGGGUUGUUUGAGGACAAGGUCGCCAACGUCUGGUGUGCUAUCCACACUUUCUACAAGCUCAAUAAAUUCGACCCCAGCAUACUCAAGCUAGCCGCUCUGGGUGCUACCCUCGCCACUAUACUACCGUCUUGCCUGAUAAUUGGACGAUACCCUCGAACCCAUCUUCUCCCCUAUGCAUUGGCAAGCACCGGCUGGGGUUUCUUUCUCUGCUCCUUCCAAGUCCAUGAGAAAAGCGUUCUACUACCGCUCCUUCCCAUGACUUUGCUCCUGGGGAGUGCCGGUGGGCUUAGCAAGGAAAUACGUGCUUGGGUUGGCUUGGCCAAUAUGCUCGGUGUAUGGACAAUGUUCCCCUUGCUAAAGCGUGACGAAUUACGUAUUCCCUAUACUGUACUCACGUUGCUAUGGGCGUACCUACUAGGCCUACCACCAAUGUCUCUCGAUUUAUAUUGGAGUCGUGGUGCAGCAGAAAACUCUCUGGAGUUAUUUUCCACAACUAAGCUCCUUCACGUAUCUUAUUAUGCAGCCAUGCUUAUUUGGCACGUCCUUGAAAGCACCAUCACCCCGCCACCUACGAAACCCGACUUAUGGGUUGUUCUGAACGCACUAAUAGGUGCAUCCGGCUUUGGAGUUAUCUAUCUUUGGUGCAACUGGAAACUCAUACAAGCAGUUAUCUUUGAACCACAUCAGCCAGCUUUGAAUCCGAAACGCAACCGUGCUGUUUCUGAGAAAGUACCCCUUGAAGAGUUUAUGGAACAAAAAAUGACGAAAGGACCAACAAACAGCAAGGAUAAAUCCAAAGAUCAGCAAGCUCCCAGCAGCUAG
This is a messenger RNA of Nannizzia gypsea CBS 118893, 1689 nucleotides long. RefSeq names its product dolichyl pyrophosphate Man9GlcNAc2 alpha-1,3-glucosyltransferase. The coding region runs from base 1 to 1689 and encodes 562 amino acids. Lineage: Eukaryota; Fungi; Ascomycota; Eurotiomycetes; Onygenales; Arthrodermataceae. Gene Ontology annotation, cellular component: endoplasmic reticulum membrane. Gene Ontology annotation, biological process: protein N-linked glycosylation. The transcript is spliced from 5 exons. Gene Ontology annotation, molecular function: dolichyl pyrophosphate Man9GlcNAc2 alpha-1,3-glucosyltransferase activity. The record is from RefSeq and is a predicted model, not a curated record.